AUGGACAACCGCACUUAUCUCUGGCUUUUCCUCACCAUCGAUAUAAUUGAGAAGUCUCCGAGCAAUUUCCGCAGGAAGUCUGACAUAGAUUCACUAUUAUCCAACCUGCCUUCGGAAAUUUCUGACGCCUAUGAAACGAUUUUGAGGAGGAGUACAGCUAAUUUCAAAGCUCGAAUCCUACUUGAACUCAUUGUCGCUGCGACGAGGCCCCUUAGCCUUGAGGAAGCAAACAUGGCGUUGGCAAUAGCAACUCGUAAAGAAAGUUGCAGAUCACAGAGCGCCCUUGAGUUGUGGCCCCAACAGAGUUUUGCAGCUACUGUCCAAAACAUGUGCGGCCUCUUCGUCAGCGUUCAUGACGGAAAGCUAUUUUUGAUCCAUCAGACUGCAAGAGAAUUCCUGACCAGGACAUUUGAACCGGCUAGUACCAAGUUGCACAAAUGGAAAGGAUACUUGGACAUGGCAGCUGCUCAUGGUACAAUGUCUCGAAUCUGUCUCGACUACCUCAAUUUUCAGGACAUUGCUAGUUUCCAUCAAAGCCAGCUAGGUCAAGGCGGCUAUGCCGAAUCAACAAAUGAAUAUUACCUUCUCGACUACGCCGCUAACAAUUGGGCAACUCACUAUACUUCUCAACCUGCUGAGCUCGCCAAAGUUUCACAACAAGCUGCUAUGAGGCUCUGCAAUAAAUCGUCACUACAAUUAUACUGGUUUGCAAUCUAUUGUGCCUCGAGAGAUGUAAACCCUUCAGAAGUGUGUGCCGGAUUAGGGAUUGCGUCUUUUCUUGGGUUCACAUACGUUGCUGAAGGGUUCCUGAAUGAAGGAGCUGAUGUGAACGCUCAAUGUGGGGAAUUGGGUCAUGCAUUGCGGAUGGCGUCGUUGGAAGGUCAUGAUGAAACAGUAGGAAUGUUACUCCGUAGAGGGGCUGACAUCAAUCUUAAAGGCGGUAUUUAUCGUGAAAAUGCACUGGAGGCGGCGUCAGGCAGAGGUCAUGAUCAAGUAGUGCGAGUUUUGCUUGAUAGUGGGGCUACCGAUGUUGAUGGAGAAGCACUAUACGCGGCGUCAUCCGAAGGUUAUGAUCAAAUAGUGCAGAUGCUACUCGACAGUGGGGCUGCCGAUGCUGCUGGAGAAGCACUGAGCGCGGCGUCAGGCAGAGGUGACGAUCAAAUUGUGCAGAUGAUACUCGACAGGAGUGGGAUAUUUUUAACGCUCAGGGUGAAGCGUAUAACAGAGCACUGA
This is a messenger RNA of Letharia columbiana, 1233 nucleotides long. RefSeq lists its product as uncharacterized. Bases 1 to 1233 code for a protein of 410 amino acids. The transcript has a single exon. The record is from RefSeq and is a predicted model, not a curated record. Gene Ontology annotation, molecular function: protein binding. Lineage: Eukaryota; Fungi; Ascomycota; Lecanoromycetes; Lecanorales; Parmeliaceae.